AUGUCUGGCGCCCGGCAAUGGCUUGUUGAAAGACCUGGGGCAGCAUCCGUCAUAUUCGGGCUGCCGGGCGUCGAAGCUCGCUCGUCUGGUGAGGGAAGAGGCCUUGGACUGUUCGCGACCCGUGCAAUUCCAGCAUUCAGCAAGAUAUUGAGUGACCCACCUCUGAUCUUAAUGAAGCCCACGGAUGACCUUCCUCAGCUGUACGAACAAUUUCAACAUCUAUCGAAAGAUUCACGAGAUACAUAUCUCUCGCUUAGCUACAACAAAGAUGAUCCCAAGCGCGAUGCCAUGCUCAGGGAUAAGCUCCUCAAGCGAGGCUUCCGCGAAGGUCUAACAGAGAUGGCCAAUGUAGCAAGUAUAAUGCAGACCAACGCUUUCAAUGUGGAUCUCAACGAUGGCAAAGGCUCGACUCAUCGUGCCCUAUUUGCAAAAAUUGCCAGAAUCAAUCACUCCUGCGCACCAAAUGCGCACGUCUGCUUCUACAGACCAUCAAAUCCCGAUUCUAGAGGCCACAUGGUCGUACACACCCUCGCACCUCUGCAAGCCGGCGAAGAAAUCCUCAUCUCAUACUUCAACAUCUUGCUGCCCCGACAGGAAAGACAAACCAAAGCUUCCAAAUGGGGAUUCUCUUGUCAAUGUCCAAUAUGCGACGAAUCAUCAGACUCUCACGCGAAUAACGAGACGGCCCGAAAGGAAAUCAGAGAAUUUACCGCCCAACAGGCUCGCAUGAUGCAAAACGCUCGCACCCCAAUCAAAACUCUCCACGCCGCAUGCGAACGCGGAGAAACCAUCAUCUCACAGACGCUGGAGACCAGCGCUCUAUAUCCCGCAUUACCAGAMCUUUUCGAUGCUCUGGGUAUGCUGCAAGCAAAACUCCUCAUCGAGCAAAAACGAGAGACGGAGCGAGAACAUGUCGUUGCACAUUUGAAGAGUGCUGCACUAUGGGAAGCACGUAUUACCGGGCCUGAUAGUCCAGCGACGAUUGAUCGACUGGCAAAACUUGGGAAAUUCGCCAGUCGAAAGGGUCAUGUUCAUGACUUUCGUAUUGAAAGGAGUGCGGGCGGCGAAUUGGACGUGGUUUGA
This is a messenger RNA of Ramularia collo-cygni, 1083 nucleotides long. RefSeq lists its product as uncharacterized. Bases 1 to 1083 code for a protein of 360 amino acids. The transcript has 2 exons. Gene Ontology annotation, molecular function: protein binding. NCBI's taxonomy places the organism in Eukaryota, Fungi, Ascomycota, Dothideomycetes, Mycosphaerellales, Mycosphaerellaceae. The record is from RefSeq and is a predicted model, not a curated record.